Messenger RNA from Chelonia mydas (Green sea turtle), 6062 nucleotides. RefSeq names its product gap junction protein beta 1 (gene GJB1). Lineage: Eukaryota; Metazoa; Chordata; Testudines; Cheloniidae. The transcript has 2 exons. Gene Ontology annotation, cellular component: connexin complex. Gene Ontology annotation, biological process: cell communication. The record is from RefSeq and is a predicted model, not a curated record. The coding region runs from base 226 to 1065 and encodes 279 amino acids.
GAUCUGAAUUCUACAGUGUGUUGUUCCCAUAAAGGCCUCAUUGUAUGUGAAUAGUUUAUAAAGCAGCAUAUGACUCCCAGUGCAGGGCAGCGGCAGAUAGAGACAAGGGCCGGCAGCGCGGGGGGCUGAGCCGCGCACACUCCUGCCUGGAGACAUGAGAGCUUAGCGGGGACCCUUCUGGGCGCUCAGAAAGGACGCACUCCUCACCACAAGGCGUGAGGCACGAUGAAUUGGGCAGGCCUCUACACAGUGCUGAGUGGCGUGAACCGCCAUUCCACUGCCAUUGGGCGCAUCUGGCUUUCUGUCAUCUUCAUCUUCAGGAUCAUGGUGCUGGUGGUGGCAGCUGAGAGUGUCUGGGGGGAUGAGAAAACUGCCUUCACUUGUAACACGCAGCAGCCAGGCUGCAACAGCGUCUGCUACGACCACUUCUUCCCCAUCUCCCACGUGCGGCUGUGGGCCCUGCAGCUGAUCCUGGUCACCACACCCGCCCUGUUAGUGGCCAUGCACGUGGCCUACCAGCAGCACCAGGAGAAGAAGCUGCUGGUGCUGACAGGGCACGGCGACACCAAGCAACUGGAGGAGGUGAAGAAGCACAAGAUGCGCAUCUCAGGCUCCCUGUGGUGGACGUACAUCUGCAGCGUGAUAUUCCGACUCCUCUUCGAGGCUGUCUUCAUGUACAUCUUCUACAUGAUCUACCCUGGCUACCAGAUGAUCCGGCUGGUCAAGUGUGAGGCCUACCCAUGCCCCAACACCGUCGACUGCUUCAUCUCCCGGCCCACCGAGAAGACCAUCUUCACUGUCUUCAUGCUGGCCACCUCAGGCAUCUGCAUCAUCCUCAACAUGGCCGAGCUGGUGUACCUGGUGGUGCGGGCCUGUGCCCGCCGGGCCCAGCGGGACUCCAACCCCCCAUCAGGGAAGAGCUCCUUAUAUGGCCACAAGCUCUCCCCCGAGUACAAGCAGAAUGAGAUCAACCAGCUGCUGACGGAGCAGGACAGCUCCCUCAAGGACAUGCUGCGUCGCAAUCCAGGGCUGCAGGAGAAGAGCGAUCGCUGCUCCGCCUGCUAGAGGCGCCAGCCCCGUUGGGCAGGGCCCUGGCACACAAGGCCCGUACCCCUCAGCCCUCCACCGGGAGCCAUGGGGGACAGGCUCUGGCGGGAGAUGAAGAGCAUUGAACGGAGCCUGUUGGUACACUCACAACUGCCUGAGCUCUGGCCCUAGGACACUGCCAACUUGCGCACGGUGUCGUGCCAAGCCCUUCACCCCCCCACUGCCAUGGGCCCCCAGCCACACACAAGCCAAGUCCUUUUCACACCCUGAAACCCAUUAGAAGGGCUGGGGUGGCUGCAGAGCUCUCAGAAUUUGCCUUAAUUCAUUGUGUGAUGCCCCCCAAGCCACACUGGUGCCCCCAACAGAGGCCCUGUCUCCCAGAGGGAAAGGAGCCAUCCCCACUGCGGGGCCCAGCCAGUGGGUCCGAGCGAGGGUCAGUUUCCUGCGGCAGAGAACACCAGGUGGGGCCUGGCGGUUGGAGUACCAGAGGUGUAGACCAUUAAAGCUGUAUCUCAGGAGCUGACUCUCUCUCUCUGUCACCGGGGGUUUGGUGAGGGCUCAGGAUCCCUGGGGCAGCGGGACUGCAGGCCCCCCCAAACCUCGCCAGGUCAGCCCGCUGGGCCAGCUGCUUCCUGUCCUGCUUGGGGCAGGGCCAAGCACACACUGAACAGGGACCUGCAUCCCCCCCAGACGGCUGCCAAGCCUUCCAGGCAUCCCACGGCAGCCAGGCCCUUCCCCUGUGUCCUGCAGGCCAGCGUGGUAUCCGGGGGCUGCUCAGACCUGUCCAGCCCCGUAAUGCUGACAGAAGGCGUGCAGAGCGCCCAGGGUCUGUGAGCAGCCUGUGAGCAUCCUUGGACAGCAUGGGAUGCCUCUCCAGCACCAUGCACAGCAGGACAGCUUUCUCCCCCAGGGCCAGGCCCCAUCUCACUGCACAUGUAAGUCCCAGACCCCUGUGCCCCCUGCUCAACGGGGCACACUCACAGGCCAGAGACCACUUCAAAGCCCAGCUCUGUGACAUACCAGGGCACAAUCCAGACUAGUUGGGGGCUGUGUCACCCCUGCCCUGCGACCUUGGGUGUCUUGCUGUAGCAGCUCCCACCUGGGCCACUCACAAACAGCCUCCAGCAUGCAGGGCACCCCCUGAGUGUCUGUGUGAAACUGCACCCAGCCAGCCACACCCUAGCUCUCACCAGCCUGGGUUACACUGCGAGGUGACCCCAGCACACCCCCAGUCCUGGAUCUUCCCCCAGAAAUGUACAUUCUGUAUGCCCAGCCCUGGCCUGGACAGUGCAAAUAUAUUAAGUCCGAUAUUCCUUUAAAGGAAUAAUAUGCCAGUCUAUUACCUUAGAUAGUUCUUCAGACACUUCACUUAAACACACUGGCUUAGAUAAAACAGCCAAACAUGUUUAUUAACUACAAGGAGAGAGAUUUGAAGUGAGUACAAGUAACAAGGCAUAAAAGUCAGAAAUGGUUAGAAGAAACUAAAGAGAAGCCGUUUGGUGGUGCCUCGUUUAACAAACUACAGCAGAGUCAAGCAAAGCUUCUCACCACAUGCUGCAGCAGAUUACUGUCCAAAUGCUCAGGUCAAGACCCUCCCCAGAGUCCAACAGCUGCUUCCUUCAGCUCUUCAGGUGCAGUAAAUGUGAUUGAGGGGCAGAGGGGAGGCACAUUGGGGUGUUUGGCCCUCCUGUUUAUGGCUUCAGUCCCCCCAAAAACAUUCCCAGCUGGCACCAGGAGCCAAAAUGUCUAGACGGAAGGAUGUUCCUUGCUGUUUUUUUCUUACCUGUUUGAGCUUCAUUUCCCUGCCUGCUUGAUGAUUCUGUUUCCUGCUUAAACACAAAUGAAGCAGAGUGUGCUCCUUUGUGUGGACAGACCUGUCUGCCUGUGCUGGCAGGGAACAUGUGCUAAGCACCAUCCAGGGGAACCUACCACUGCAUGUUACCAGGAUGCUACUGACCAGCAGAUGAGUUUUCACAGGAUUCCUGCGCAAAGGUGAUUCCAAUAGUGAGCAGGUGCGAAUACAGCCCUGCCCCCCAGCCCUGUGGGUGGGGCAUGCUCACAGGCCAAGGAUCCCACGGCAGCCCAGCCCGCAGGUUGUGCAGCAUAGCCCCGGGGCAGGGCCUGUCGGCACCCAGCCCACCUGCUCACCACAGGCAACAGCCACCAGAGUUGGGGCUCAGGGGAGACAUCAAGGGACCCCCUCAGAAGCAGGGGGAGGGGCUACUCCCUGAUAGCCUGGGUGGACGCUUAGCAGGGUGGGCUGCUCCCUGCUAGCCUAGGGCUGGGGUGGGGCUCAGCAGAGGGGGCUGCUCCAUGCUAGCCUGGAGCCUGGGGGGCAGAUCUGCAAAGGGGGCUGCUCUCUGCUAGCCUGGGGCUGGGGGAGACUCAGCUGCAUGUUUCUUUCAUUUUCAUGAAUGGUUUUACGAGGUAAUUUCUCCCCUGGCUGGCUGGACAUGGGGCCCCUGAGGGGAGGGCAAAGGAGGCACUGAGCCUUACAUGUGUGGGGGGACACCAUGCUGGAGGAGAGGACGGGGGCAGCACGCUCGGGAGAGCUCCAUGCAGCUGAGGCCGUGGAGCAUGCAGGGUGCUGCGUGGUGUGGAGCAGGGACAUAGCCCAGCCCAGGCCUGUCCUGCCCCCUUGCUGACAGUACCACACUUGGGCCGCACGUGCAGCCCCUCGACCUGCCCCAGACAGACAGGGCUGCGGAGGGCGGGGCAGCAUGGUCACCACAACUGGCCCUUGCACUGAGCAGAUACAAGGGCCUUCUCCCUGCCCAGAGAGCAGCCUGGCACUGGUCGCUGUCCCCGGGUGCCGGGCAGCCCCGGGAGGCAGCAGCACAUUCCCAGCCUGCUGCAUGGCUCCAGGCACCUUCUUGCACAGAAAUGCUGGGGGCAAGCAGUGCCCCGCAGGCACAGAGACUGGCAUGAGCCAGGGGAUAGGGCACACUGAGGGGCUGAGGGAGACGCCAAGCCCUGCCAAGUGUCAUGGGGCCCCGGACACCCACAGCAGCCAGCCCCCGCCCCAUUCUGACGCUCACCCCAGCCCAGAUUACAGGAGGGCAAGGCUGGCUCACACCUGCUGCUGGGCCGAGCCGGCCACUUACCCGCCCCGCUGGGUAUAGGGUAGUGAGGCCUCAGGGCGCCAGCAGAGCACAGGGCACCACCCUCCCCUGCUGCCAAGGCUGACCCAUGCCCUGGCAGGGUGUCUGCGCUGCGCAGGCUGCAGGCAAGGAGAAUGGUGCCCCCAGAGCACCUCGCCCUAGGCCAGCACGCAGCCCCCUUCACCUACCCUGCUGUGGUACCAAUAGCCCCCCAGCCCUCCCCCCCGCUCCAGCCUCCCCAUCUCCCCAGCCCCCUGCUCCUGAGCCACCAGACCUCACCUGCCCCAUGCCAUGACUUAUCUGACGGUAAUGGCUACUGGUUGGGAAAUGUGCCAGAUGCAGGUUUUGCUGUUACACUGGCCCCACCCAGCAGCUGCAAUCAGCCCACAGGCAGAGAUCGCAUGGGGGGGGCAGUGCCCGAGGCUCCAGCAAUGACAGGGAAAUGAGUCAGUGACACAGACCCAGAGAAAACCCCCCCCCGGGCUGCAGAGGAAGGCAAACAACCCAACAUCCCUGCCAGUCUGACCUGGGGGAAAUUCCUUCUCUCCCCCCCGCGACCCCCGCACGGUGAUCACAGCCAUGGGCGUGUGAGCACGAACCAGCCUGCCACGCACCUGAGAGAGAGACUGCUCAGGGCCACCUCCAAGCCCUACCCGCCCGCCCCGGCUCCAUCUCCAGCCGUGGCCAGCCCCAAUGCUGCAGAGCCAGGAAAGGCCGACAUCCUGGGGACCACUGAGACCAGACAGGGGUUUCCUCACCACCUGCCCUGUGGCCUUGUGGCCUUUGCGCUCAUCAGCUCCCUGACACCAGUCACCUGCCCUCCAACACAAGGUCCCCCCGGCUUUCCCCCGCCUCGGCACGCUGCGGGGUGACCCAUCUCCCAAAAGCCGUACGUCCUGCGUUCUCACGGAGCAGACACGGGCUGGUUCCCUCGGGCUCAGCGCCUGGGCAGGCACAAACCCAGCCCUCAGCCCCUGCAUGCUGUGACACACCCGACACACAGUUUGCUUGGGGUGAAAACAAACAGGAAAGUCACAGGUUCAAAACUGAACUAGUGAGAGGGCCAAACGUCCGAGCUACCCAGGGAAUAGCCACAGCUGCACCCUCAGGCUUCACACCUUCACAUUAGAUACAAAUCCCUUUCCUCAGUUUCCCAGCAGGAGGCCCCAGCUCAGGGGGGUCCAGCACUCACAACCAGCCUUCCGCCACCAGACUCCCCCAAGUGCUGCAUGAAAAUGCCUCCCUUCCAAACCUGCUGUUCAAGGCUUUUUCCUAAGGCCCCGGUGACUUGUGCCUUGCUCUUGUCCAUUUCCAGUUGUUUCAGUGUCUUUCCAUCGACACUCAUGGGCCACCAUUCCCUGUUCCUGGGCGUGAGGAUAUUUCUCUGAAAACAUCCGCUCAAUGCACUGUGCGCAUCGGAGCGAACAGAACGUUAGGAACCAAUGAAAAGGGAUAGCUAAAGACAGUAAAAAUCAUAUUGUCACUAUAUAAAUCCAUGGUAUGCCCACAUCUUGAAUACUGUGUGCAGUUCUGGUUGCCCAUUCUCAAAAAAGCUAUAUUAGAAUUGGAAAAGGUGCAGAGAAGAGCAACAAAAAUGAUGAGGGGUGUGGAGCAGCUUCCGUAUGAGGUGUGAUGAAAAAGACUGGGACUGUCUCUCAGAAAAGAGACGACUAAGGGGCGAGUUGACAGAGGUCUAUAAAAGCAUGACUGGGGGGGAGAAAGUGACUAGGGAUGUGUUAUUUACCCCUUCGCAUAACCCAAGAACCAGGGGGCACCCAAUGAAAUUACUAGGCAGCAGGUUUAAAACAAACAAAAGGAAGUAUUUCUUCACACAAUGCACAGUCAAUGUAGGAACUUGUUGCCAGGGGAUGCUGAGCAGGCCAAAACGAUAACUGGGUUCACAAAAGCAUGAGA